AAGAUGAAGUUGAUCACUGGAAUUGCCGUCUCCGCGCUUCUCUGCGCUGAUGCUGUAUUGGCUGGCGUUGCAGCAAAUCGUGGCCUAGCUCGACGUCUUGCUCGUCGCGCCGGUCGUCGUUCAGCACCUUACAGGAAUGAUGCUCUUCACGCCACCGUGCAAUCUAACUGGGGUGGUGCUAUCCUCGAGGGUUCAGGAUAUAGUGCUGCUUCGGCUACUGUGAAUGUCCCAACGGGCGGCGGCGGAUCCAGCGCUGCAGGCACGGCAUGGGUAGGUAUUGACGGAGCCACCUGCGACUCUGCAAUUCUACAGACUGGAAUUGAUUGGUAUGGAGAUGGUACAUAUGAUGCUUGGUACGAGUGGUAUCCUGAGUAUUCGGCCGAUUUCUCUGGCAUUGAUAUAUCUGCAGGAGAUCAGAUUGCUAUGUCUGUAGUAGCUACAUCUUUGACUGGUGGCUCUGCCACUCUGGAGAAUUUGAGCACUGGCCAGAAAGUGACUCAGAAUUUCAACCAGGUUACUGCUGGUUCACUGUGCGAGACAAGCGCCGAAUUUAUUAUUGAGGAUUUUGAAGAGUGCAACGAAGAUGGUAGUGAUUGCCAAUUCGUACCUUUCGCCUCGUUCAGCCCUGCAGUUACAUUCAGCUCUGCUUCAGCCACGCACAACGGCAAGACUGUUUCCCUUAGCGGAGCUGUCCUCACCGAAGUCGAAAUCAACAACAAGGAUGUUACGAAGUGCUCAGUUUCCGGUAGCACUCUGACUUGCUCUUAUGUUUAAGAGCCAUAAGCGAUAUGCGAUAUUAUGAACCUUUUACUCUAGCUUUUAUAUAGAUAAAUAGAGGCUUUUGUAGAACGUAAAUUUGUCGGAUGAUCUCCACUAUACAUUUAAAUAAACGAGUACAUUUAUUCGGAC
Trichoderma asperellum CBS 433.97 is the source of this 909-nucleotide messenger RNA. RefSeq lists its product as uncharacterized. NCBI's taxonomy places the organism in Eukaryota, Fungi, Ascomycota, Sordariomycetes, Hypocreales, Hypocreaceae. The record is from RefSeq and is a predicted model, not a curated record. Gene Ontology annotation, molecular function: glutamic-type endopeptidase activity. Gene Ontology annotation, biological process: proteolysis.